Molecule: messenger RNA, 1077 nt
Organism: Zingiber officinale
Lineage: Eukaryota; Viridiplantae; Streptophyta; Magnoliopsida; Zingiberales; Zingiberaceae
Product: protein COFACTOR ASSEMBLY OF COMPLEX C SUBUNIT B CCB1, chloroplastic-like
Exons: 4
Coding region: 64-819 (251 amino acids)
Source: RefSeq, a predicted model, not a curated record
CUCCGUCCAACCAUUGGCGAUACAGUAGAGCAGCGGGCAGCCCGUCGCACGGCGAGAGUGACAAUGGCAGUGGCCUGCCCUCUCCUCCCAUCGCCUCUUCUCCCUCACCCUGCUCCCCUGUGCCGAUGGAUCACCUCCCCAACUGCGGUUGGACCGCAGCGGCGUCGCAGAGCCUCGCCCACGCUCAUCGCUCGCUUCGCCCUCCUCCCCGACCCGCCGUUUCUCCUCGACGUUUCCUCAGCGGCCGGCAACGUCGGCUAUUCCCAGGCCAGCUACUACACCUCUCUGGGUCUUUUCGUCAUCUCCGUGCCUGGCCUCUGGUCCCUCAUCAAACGCUCCGUCAAAUCCAAGAUAGUUCAAAAGACGCUUGUUAGGGAAGACGGAGCGGCGGUGACGCCGAAUCAGGUGGCGGGAGAAAUCCUAUCAUUUUUCACUCGCAACAACUUUGCCGUCUCCGAUCGCGGCGAGACCAUCACGUUUGAAGGCAUGAUGGCGCCAAGCAGAGGGCAAGCAGCACUAUUGACCUGCUGCACCUGCAUCAGUCUGGCUAGUGUUGGCCUUGUUCUAUCAAUUGCAAUCCCCGAAGGAGGCAAUAACUGGUUUUGGGUGACCGUCUUAAGCCCACUCGCGGGACUAUAUUACUGGAAACGGGCAUCACGCAAGGAAGAGAUCAAAGUCAAGAUGAUAGUUGGUAAUGAUGGAAAUAUCUCAGAAAUCAUUGUUCGCGGUGAUGACCAACAAGUAGAGCAAAUGAGGAAAGAGCUUCGCCUAAGCGAGAAAGGAAUGAUUUAUGUUAAAGGCAUUUUUGAGAGGUCCUAACAUCAUCUUUGAGUAUGUAAGCAGGUGAUGAAGGUAGAAAUACUUUUUUUACACAGUUUUGUAAGAUGAUCAUUGCGACAAUGGUGCCAUCUUCAGGACCAAUACAAGUCAAUAAAUUGACAUUGCUUUGUACUCUUGGUCUGAUCAGGUUCCAUAUCCGAUCAAAUAAUUUUCAUCAACUCUCUUGACUCGGAAAUGUUUGGCCUGAAAGGAUGUAAUUCAUUUGCCGCUUAUAAAGAUCUGGGUUGAGUUUACUUA